Molecule: messenger RNA, 2240 nt
Organism: Exaiptasia diaphana
Lineage: Eukaryota; Metazoa; Cnidaria; Anthozoa; Actiniaria; Aiptasiidae
Product: putative leucine-rich repeat-containing protein DDB_G0281931
Exons: 7
Coding region: 1-1962 (653 amino acids)
Source: RefSeq, a predicted model, not a curated record
AUGGGGAUGGGUGCUGAGUGUGGUUUUUAUCAAGAGGAGAUGGGUCAAACACAAUGCAAAAAUUGUAGCAACGGUACCUUUGUACAUCCAGAUAAUGCACCUGGACAUUACUCACUUAACUGCAAGGCAUGUCCACGAGGGACUCAGUCCAACAAACAUGCUGGUUACAGGGCAUGCUCUUGUCUUAGAGGUUUUUACCGGUUUGACCGGUUUGGCAGAUGUUGGGCGUGUCCCGCCAAAGGACUUCUCUGUGACAAUGAUUACGCAAUACUUGCGAAGGGUUACUACUGGGAAUGGACCAACCUUACAAGCAAACAACAGUACAGUGAUUUUAUAAAUAACUUGAAAAUCGAAUCGGAUGACUUUGAGCAUGGUGCAUGGAAUUAUACUGGUACUCUCCCCAAGCCCCACAAAUGUCUUCGCGAGUCGUCUUGUCUAGGGGGAUUGAGUUCUAGUUGUGCCGAUGGUUACCAGGGUCCGCUCUGUUCUGAGUGCAAGGAAAACUACUUUGAGAGAAUGAAUAGAUGCAUCCGCUGUCCUUCCAAGUUGCGGGCCGGUUUUGAAAUUGCCGGCGUUAUCAUCGCCUUUGUUGUUAUUCUGCUUGUUCUCCUAUGGGGUGACAAAAGGAGAGUUCUUAGUGGACGAAGCAUUGCUGAUGUCAUACUUUCGUGUUUUAAGAUUGUCAUUGGCUUUUAUCAGGUCAUGGCAGGUUUAUACACAUGCUUUUCAAACAUUGAAUGGCCAACUUCCGUCGUCUGGAUCCAAAAAGCACUUCGCUUUGUCGAGCUUAACCUUCUUGAAUUCGCGCCCCUGAGCUGCUUGAGCCCAGAGUUGUCUUUUAAUAGCCUGCAAGAGUUUGUUGUUGUUCUUAUAUCUAAUGGUGCAGUCGUUUUAGCUAUACUGAUUUAUCUCGCUAUCAGAAUAGUACAACACAAAAACAGAAGAGGCKCAAUGUCGAGUGACAUAGCCGAGUCCAUAGCACACACUAAAAGCUCGUGCAUACGCAAUAUCUGUGUCUUYUUAUUUGCUACUUAUCCAAAGACUUGCACGAGUAUCAUCCAGAUCCUCUCGGUCAACUGUAUACCACUUUGUUCCCAUGACGACGACACGCAUUGUACACACUACCUUAGGAAUGACGUAUCAAUCCGGUGCCAGACCUCUCGCUACCAGAUUUAUUCUAAAGUCGCCCUUGGCUUUCUUCUUUAUCCUGUUGGGCUCCCUGUGGUUAUGAUGUUACUCGUCUGGUAUUACGUACACAAACCCUUAAAGACAGUGACUGCCGACAAUCCAGAAAUUGAAAUGCCUCSGGUAUUACGGGAACACCUCGGGAAUUCAGCAAUUUCGUUUUCUUCUAAUCAAACCAGUUCAUCUUUCAAAUCAGGUUUGAGUGUGUUUUAUGAGAAUUACAGACCUGAGUGCUGGUACUGGGAGACCGUUGAGAUGGUCCGGAAGUUGGUUCUUACUUCCGGGUUGACAAUAAUUGGAAAACAUAGUCGCACCCAAAUUGGUCUUGGAUCAAUCAUUUCCGCUUUAUUUGCUGUUUUAUAUGUAUAUUUCCAUCCAAUUGCAAACUCGUUUGAAAACCACCUCCAAACCGUUGCAUUGAUGGCGGUAUUUCUUAAUCUUGGAAUUGGUGUGAUGUUGAAAGAAUCUGAUGAGAGCAUACCCACAGCUGUCAAUCAGCGCAAUGACAAAGUGGGCGUGUCCAUCUUAAUGGUGAUCAUCAACUCUGCUGUUAUUUCUAUAGUCAUAGUUUCAUGCCUUAAGAUUAUCGUAAAGAGUCUAUACAAAUGGAGUAAGUCCAAUGAGCGCAAGUUUCGCUGCGCAGAUUGCUGUCAGACAUUCGGAAAGUUCUGCUUGGGCCUGCUGGUACCCUCAAAACUGGUAAAUAGCAAUUACCAAAUGCCAGAUAACUACCAGGUACGACAAAAUCUACUGGAGGAAUCAUCUGAACGUCAUUAGACUGAUUAAAACAAAGUUUUAUGACUGCAUAUGAUUAUUAUUAACACUUCAUUGUAUUUUUGCUGAUUCACGUCACCAAAGUUUUUAAUUAUUUGUUUAGUUAGAUCUGGCAAACAAAACAAGCUCYAUUUAUGUAGCCAGUAUUAUUUUAAUGUAUUCUUUAUUAUGUCAAGUAGAUACUUUUGUUAUCAUCAUCUUUAUUAACACGAAGAAUAAGGGUAAAUAAAACAAACAAGCUCUAUAAAACGUGAUAAUUAUGCAUCAUUUGUAAUCAAGAA